Penicillium oxalicum is the source of this 1173-nucleotide messenger RNA. RefSeq lists its product as uncharacterized. Bases 1 to 1173 code for a protein of 390 amino acids. The record is from RefSeq and is a predicted model, not a curated record. NCBI's taxonomy places the organism in Eukaryota, Fungi, Ascomycota, Eurotiomycetes, Eurotiales, Aspergillaceae. The transcript has a single exon.
AUGUCACCCAGCGGCCAGUCUUCCAUUCAAGAUGAUCAACCAGGCGCCUCGACCCCGGGCCAUUGUUACGCAGGCGCUUCCCUUCCAGCCGUCGUGACCAACCGAGGAGCCGCGCCUUCCAGAAACUACUGCAAUCUUAAUUUCUGGAAGCUGUCCGGAUGGCGCGCGCUGCGUUCGGUACUUGGUGACGCCCAGCUUGAGGACAGGGUUCCCGUUGAGGAGGAGGUACUUUGGGUCUCAAUCAGGGCGAUGGAUGCUCUCAGGUACUCCAAUGGACACCUAUUGAUCAAAACAUCAAUAUUUGCGCUCACACUCGGUGAGAAAGAGAGAGAGAGAGAGAGAGCACCAUGUCGAUCUGAUCUGUGUACAGAAUCCAUCGAUCUCCAGGAGAUCCCCAUCCUUUCCUCGAGGACGCCCCGCCAGACUCAGCAGGGACGUAAACCACAUCCAGUGUUUCAACUCUACUCUCUCCUCACAUCUCAGUCUUUCCAGCCAUGUAUCUGCUAUGCCAAUGGCACGGGCUCCGACUUCGGCUUUCAGUGCGCCACUGCACAUGAUGUGUUCGGGUGCCUGUUUCGCGCGGCUGGUCUUUUGACGAGGUGCAUAUUCGGUUGGGAUUUGCCGCAGCGCUGGAGCCCAUAUCGGAAUGCAACGUCCAUAUCGGAACGUUUGUCCCUCCGUACAAAAUGUAUUCAGUUCCGAUCAGGACCUGUCAUCUCCGAUUCAGGUUUCUGUGCCAGUAUCAGAGCACUUGUUGUGUAUGUUACAUGGACCCGCGGGGAUUCUCCAGAGUCCCCAAUUCGAUUGAGCUUGCUUCGACGGGUAAAAGAAAGUACCGAACACGAGCCUGAUUUUUGUCCCAUCCGGAUGGGACUACAAACAUGCCUCCAUAUGAGGUUAGGUCGCACAAAGUACAACCGCAAGCAUAACAAUCCCCGUUCCAAAGAGGGUAUUUGCAGAAAGGAACAAGAAAGAGAGAAAGAAAAAUCACCCGAAAAUAAUCUCAUCAGGAUCAGAACAAUUGAACUUGGCCACUGGCAAGGGGGCGCUCUUGGAUCGACCAUUGCGAACCAGGCCAAUUUGCCAGACAAAGUCGGACCUUUGAUCGCUUCAGAGCAGUGUCGACGUCACCGCACUUUUCAGAGAGUACGGAGAGAGCUCGGAAUCUCAUGA